AUAAUAACUAACCAAUAAAGUUCACAAAACUCUUCAGAACACCAGUUGAAAGCGAAACAUCAGCUAAGAACCUCAGACUUUGGUGGAGCCUAAAAAUCCUGCUGUACAUGGAUGUGGUAUACUGCCCUCAAUGUGCUUCCCAAAAUUCAUCUUGAUUGCUGUUAGCAUGAUUCUAUACAUAAAUUGAUUAGGGUUUCUAGAGGGGAAAAAAAAUGAUAGGGUAAAUUGUAAUCUUUUAUAUUGUGAACUCUUAAAAAUAAACCACUAUCUUUUUUGCAAUAUAGGUGGAGGUUUCUUUUUUCUCCUAAAAAAUAGUAGAGCUUUUUUCAAAGUUAAUCAUGUUUGAUUAAAAUAAGAUUACUCCUUUGUCCUUUGGUAAUUUUCAUCUUAUUAGCGCUUCUUGAGCGUGACAACGAAAAGAAUUGUUCAUCGGCUGUAAAACAUUGUUUUGUCGGAGAGGGGGAGAAAAGAGAACCAAAAUUUGAAAAUCCACCAACAAAUUUAGCAAAUAACAAGCAUGUCAAGCCCUUCUCUUUCGCCGCGGCCACCACCAGUAGAAGAUUUGCAGCAGCAGCAGCAGGAACUGGAAGAGAGCUAUGAACCCGUAAUCAUGGAUCAAGAUCCCCAAACCCAAAUCCAUGAAAUUGAGAACCAACCCAAUCAGAGCAUGGCUGUGGAAAAAGCACAAGCUGAAGAGCAAGAAAAACCCGAAGCUUUAAAGGUACAAGAAUCGUUCCCUGAGUUGCACGUUGCCCUACCGAUCACAGACCCCCACGUCGCUGUUUCUGAGGGAACUGUGAAGACUCCAUCCCACAAUCCUCACAAUCGUAGGGGGGUCAACAAGCGGAAGAAGGGUAAGCCCAAUGUUAAGAAACAGCAAGCAAUUGACAAAAAGAUGCAAUCUUUGAUGGGAAAAUUGAAUCCCAUCCCUUUUAUACCCCUCAAGAUGCUUGAUUUUCCUAAGCAUGAGAAGCUUUUGAAGAAACUUGGUUUGUGGGAUUUUGUUCAUAUAGAAUUUGCUAGGGAUGUAAGGGUAGACUUGAUUGCACAGUUGGUUGCUACAUAUGAUCCGAAACUAAGGUGUAGUUAUGUUAAUGAGUUCCGUAUUGCUGUAAAUAGGGCUGACUUGGCACGUGCACUUAAGUUGCCCGUGAAGAAGGAAAAGGGGAAUAUGGGCGGUCUAGAACAUGUGGACUUGGAUUCUGAGCUCAUGUCCGAUGAGUCAGAAGGGUUUAUUGAGGAUUUUGUGUCGAAUUGGGUGCUUUUGCAUGAGGACUUGUGGAUAACACCAAUCGAGGUGGUGAAUUGGAUGAGGAUGAUAAAGGACGGGCACCCUGAGAAGGUGGAUUGGGCCACAUUGUUCUGGUUCAUGAUGGAGAAGGAGUUGACUCAAGGGGAGCACUUGAGGGAUUGCUACUAUGCAUCACAUUUUCAGUACUUAAUUAAGUCGCAGCGCGAAGAGGUGUUGUUGUUGAGGGAGGAAGAUACAGCAACUGAAAAAGUGAAGUUGGAUGCGGAUGUUGAAGCAAAGGAGGAGGAAGAGGAUAGGAUUAAUGAGGAGGAUGUGAAGGUUGGUGUUGUAGGUGAAGGGCAGGAAGUAGAGGGUAAUGUGAUGGACGGGCUGAGCAUUGAGCUAACACUUGGACAAGAUGUGGAGGUAGAAGAUGCCAAAGAUGCGGAGAUGAUAGGUGUGGACAAGUACAAGGAGGAUGAUGAGAUGGAGGAGGGAGAGGAGCAAGGACGGUGGGAUUUUGAUGGGAAGAACAACAUGGGUAGGCAUCUCAUGGAGCGGUGUAGUAUGGUAGAAGGUAGGGGGUUUGACAGCCUUGAGGAUAGGAAAGAGGACGAGAGAGAUAUGGAAGAGGAGGAGGGAGAGGAAGGGGAGGAUGAAGCUGGGCAUGGGCUUAAUCUUUUGUCAAAUGUUGAUGCUCUUGAAGAGAAUGGACUCACAGGUAAUUUACUUAAAACAAUGGAGGCAAACCUAAUGGGCUUUGGUUCACAGGGACGGCUUCAUGACCCGGAUACAGUAGAUCUUCGUGCUGACAUGCUGCAUAUGGAUUCUGCUGCACCAUUUCUUAAUAACACAGGAAAAAGUGAGAUUGUACAUGACAAUGAUAUCCCGAAUCAUUUGCUCAACGAUAGAAACAAGAGGUUGAAGAUUAAUGAUACAUGGGAUCACAAGCCAGUAGAUUUUGGAACAUGCAUUGAGCAAAUGCAACAUUUCAUGGAAAGAGCUAGGGUAAUGUAUGAGGAGAAGGAACAGGCUCAGGAGCAUUUAAGUAUGAACCAGCAGGUCUUGCUUAAUGAGUUACAGAAACGGGAUAACAUGAUAGAACACUUGCAUAAGACUAAAUUGGAAGAGGUACAGAAAAGAGACAGGGAACUUUAUCGUUAUGAGCAUGAGCUAUAUUUAAUGGGGGGUGUAUUGGAUGGUUAUAGGAAGACUUUAAAGGAAACCCAUAAGACAUUUGCAGAAUAUAGGCACAGGGCUCAGCUUCUGGAAGAAUCAUUCUAUAAGGAUGCUGAACCUGGUGGUCUUAUGUUGAGCACUGGGGAAAUAGAGAAGCUAUGUAAGACACAAGAAGAAGAAUAUCGGAUGAAUUGCUUAAUUUUAGAACAGAAGGCAAAGGAAGCAGAAGAGGGCUAUACUGGUCAAUUUGAAGAAUUUCUUGAGAAGAUUAAUAUGUUACACAAGAAAUUGACAAGUCUUGAGACAGAUGCUAAAGAGCUUAUCAAUUAUGCACAAAGGAAAAUUUCAGAAACCAAAGAAAAAGUUUCUGAAGUUUUGCAGCCUCUAUCAAAUGAAUGAUGUGUUGCUCUGGAAGCAUUUUCUCUGGCCUGGUAUACAGGUUGUUAAUAGCUCCAUCAUUUUUCAACUUGGGAUGAACUACUUUCUGGUGGAGACUUUGUAAGAUAAGAAAAUUGAACAAUUAUCAAGUAUUCUAGUAAUGCUUUAUGGUGGUAGAAAUUCGGGGUACUUACUUCCAAGGUGCAGGACUUCUUUAACUGAUCUAAACCAGUCCUUUUGUAAAUUACAUAGCAGAGCUCAAAACAGUAGCAAAAAAAUGUAGUAAUCAAAAUUUAGAUAUUAUAAAAGGAGGCUUCGAUUUGGAACUGUUAUUGGAGUUAUUCUUUCUGUUAGUGAUUGAUAUCUAGAAUUUGAAUAUUAUGAGCUUCUAAUGUUCCUUGUUAGGUUAUGCAUGCAGCACUGGAUUUUGAACUGU
This is a messenger RNA of Olea europaea var. sylvestris, 3224 nucleotides long. RefSeq lists its product as uncharacterized. Bases 518 to 2809 code for a protein of 763 amino acids. The transcript is spliced from 2 exons. Lineage: Eukaryota; Viridiplantae; Streptophyta; Magnoliopsida; Lamiales; Oleaceae. The record is from RefSeq and is a predicted model, not a curated record.